Closterium sp. Yama58-4 is the source of this 606-nucleotide messenger RNA. NCBI's taxonomy places the organism in Eukaryota, Viridiplantae, Streptophyta, Zygnematophyceae, Desmidiales, Closteriaceae. The record is from the annotation of a GenBank genome assembly.
AUGUGGGCGUCGGGGGACCAUCAGACGGGGGAAGAGAGGGCGGCGGAACCUGUGGAAUGCGCGGAAGAAAGGAGUUGGGGGGUGGAGACAGGGGUUUGGGAGACGGAGGAGGAGAAGUGGGAGGUUUCGGGGGCGGGGAAGGAAGGGGGGAAGGCGGAGGUUGUGGCGGAGGGCGCGGGGGAGGCGGGGGGAGGGGGAGAUGGGGGAGGAGGCGGUGGUUUGGGCGGAGGGCUGGGGGGAGGUCUUGGAGGGGGAGACGGCGGUGGAGGAUUCGGGGGCGGAGAAGGAGGCGGAGAAGGCGGAGGGAGCGGAGGAGGCGGGGGGGGGCUGGGAGGGGGAGGGGGCCGGGGAGGUGGAGAAGGAGGACGAGGGGGAGGCGAAAAAGGGGGCGGGGCGGGGCCGGGUCGGCGAACGAAAUCAGUGAAUCCGGCGGAGAGGGCGACGAGGGACAGCAACAGCAUCGCCAGCAAGUGCGCCGAUUGGCUGCGGUGCCCGCGCGUCACAAGGCGCUGCGCGCCGCGAGGGCUGACAACAACCGCGCAUGGCGCAGGCAUCUGCGCGCACGGUGUGACGGACGAGCGGGCGCAUGUGACAAGGUGCACCUAG